Molecule: messenger RNA, 1950 nt
Organism: Sorex araneus (European shrew)
Lineage: Eukaryota; Metazoa; Chordata; Mammalia; Eulipotyphla; Soricidae
Gene: SHARPIN
Product: SHANK associated RH domain interactor
Exons: 9
Coding region: 332-1480 (382 amino acids)
Source: RefSeq, a predicted model, not a curated record
CGUGACCUGCCCCGCCCCGCGAGGCCGGGGUCCCCGAGCGGGCGGGGCGGGAUGGCUCGGAGGGCGGUAUGCGGGGUCUCUGGGCAGCUUCGGGGUUCGGGACGGACGCACUGUCCAGGCAUCCGGGCGUCCAAGCCCCCUGGUGCUCCCGCGCCCCGUCACUCCAUCGGAGAGGCCAGAGGGAUGGGCCGAAGCUGCUCCCGCCGGCUGCCGAGGCCCCGGCCGCGCCCGGAACUCCCGGCGCGCGGCGUAGGUUUCCGGCCGGCAGUGGCGUGCGGCAGCCCGAGCCCGGGGAAGCGGCGGCGGGGGCCGGGCCGGGCCCGCACUUGAAAUGGCUCCGCCGGCGGGUGGCGCGGCGGCGGCCGCAGACUCGGACCCAGACUCGGCUGCUGUGCUGCUGGCGGUGCACGCCGCGGUGCGCCCUCUGGGCGCGGGACCUGAGGCCGGGUCGCCCCUGCGGAGGCUGCAGCUGAGCGCGGAUCCCGAGCGGCCCGGGCGCUUCCGGCUGCAGCUGGGGGGCGUGGGGCGCGGGGCGGUCAACUUGGAGUGGCCCUUGGAGUUGGUCUCUUACACCAUCCGAAGUCCCCACCAGCAUGAGCUGCGGCCGCCCCCUGGAGGCCCGGGGACCCUCAGCCUAAACUUUCCCGACCCUCUGGAGGCACAGCAGUGGGCUGCCCUGCUUCGAGGAGCCACCCUUGACGGACAAAACGGUGGCGAGAGCUCACUCCCUACCCCUGGCCCUCCAGCGAGUCUUGUUUCCCUGUCCGGGCCCCCCAGAUGCCCCCCGCCCAAAAUGGACGUUCUCUGGAGCCCAGAAGACUUGGUGGAGAAAGAGGAGCUGGUAGAACGCCUGGCCCGUGCCAUUGCCAGUGGGGACAGACAGGGGGCUGCUGAAGCAGCAGCCAUCUUGGCCCGUCACCACGUGGCUCUCAGUAUCUCGCUCCAGGAGGCCAGUUUCCCUGCUGGACCCAUCAGGCUGCAGGUCACUGUGGAGGACGCUGCGUCCUCAGCCCAUGUUGUGCUGCGGGUUUGCCCCCACCACACUGUAGCAGCCCUCCAGGAGCAGGUCUUCUCGGAGCUGGGCUUCCCACCUGCUGUGCAGCGCUGGGUCAUCGGACGGCAUCUCUGUGUGCCUGAGCUCAGCCUCGCCUCUUAUGGGGUGUGCCAGGAUGGGGACCCCGCUUCCCUUUACCUGCUCUCGGCCUCACAUGAAGCCCCAGGAGCCAGCCCUCAGAACCCUUGGAAGACAAGCAGGGAGCUAGGCCACUGGUUUCCUCAGUUGCUGCAGCUGCCCCGUGCCCCGCAUCCAGCCAGCAACAGCCUUCCUAGCCCCCUGCAGUCCGGCUGGUCUUGCCCAUCCUGCACCUACAUCAACCCCCCGAGCCGGCCUGGCUGUGAGAUGUGUGGCACCCAGAGGCCCUGCACCUGGACACCCCCACAAGGAUCCCAUGCUGAGGGCAGGGCCAGCGGCUGUCAUUAAGAUGCUCGGAGGAGCCUGAGUGAUAGCGUAAAGGACACUUGUCUUGCACACGGCCAACACAGGUUCCAUUGCAAGCAUCCCAUAUGGUCCCAAGCCCCCAGGAGUGAUCCCUGAGCCCAGGAGCCAGAAGUCAGACCUGAGCACGGCUGGGUCAGAAACCCCAAACCAAAAAUGAGUACAUUAAAGAUGCUCCGAGCCAGCGAGUAUACUUGUCUGUGCAGCAGCCUGGGUUUCAGUUCCCGCCUUACUGAGCAGGGAGGUCUGCCUGCACCCUGGCACACCCAUCCCUCCCUCCGGAUUCCCACCUCUCCCCUACGCUAGGACAUCCCUUCUACCCUCCUGGGGAGCUUCAGAAAGGCUCAGGAAGUUGCUGUUGGGAGGGCAUGGCGCCCCCUGCUGCCUGGCUUCUCUCACCUCAUGCAGAUUGUCACUGACCUCUGUCCUGAGCAGCAACCCAGCCUUCCCACCCU